Molecule: messenger RNA, 768 nt
Organism: Naegleria gruberi
Lineage: Eukaryota; Heterolobosea; Eutetramitea; Acrasida; Naegleriidae
Exons: 1
Coding region: 1-768 (255 amino acids)
Source: RefSeq, a predicted model, not a curated record
AUGCCACCAUUGAUCAGUUCAUCAUCUCUAAAUGGUGAUGAAUUGGAAGAACUUGAUCUCAAUGAAGAUUAUGCUAGUGGUGAAGUGUUUAAGAAUGGGAAUGAUGAUGAUUCGUCUCCAGAGCCAUUGCAUAAGGGAGCUUCUUGGAUAUCAAUCUUGUUCUUUAUGUUUGCUGGCAAGUUGAUGAGUAUUGGCUUUAGAAGGGCUGGUGAGAAUUAUUUGAUGAAAAUGAUAAAGAACAUGUUGAAUCGUGUUGGAAUCUUUGGUCGAUUUGAGAUUAGAAAGGAGGAGGGAAUGAAUCAUGGGGAUAUUCCCAAGUUGGCCGAAAGUGAAAAGUCAAGCAAUCAUUGUGAAUUAUUCGAAAGAGAAUAUAGAGAAUUGUAUCGUGAGAGGGGCAAUUAUCGUGAAGAUGGAGGAUUUAGAAAGAAUUAUGGAGGUCUAUUGUUGAGAGUAAUUGAGAGAGUUUAUAGAAGAAGAGGAUUGUAUACAGUUUCUUUGUGGAGAGUUGCAGAAAUGAUAUGUUUGUACAUGUCACCACUCAUUCUCUAUAUUUUACUCGAGUCAAUCAAAGUUGAUGAGUAUGUGAAAAGUGCUAUACCAGCAGCCACUCAAUAUUUAAUUCCAACAUCUUCUUACGGAAUAUUGAGUAAUGACACUGUCAUUGCAUCCAAUUUCACAAUGAACAAUGAAACAAAUUGGUUUCAAGAAAACUUGCCACUCUCAAAUAUUUUCUUCCAGUUAACUUUGGUACUUUUUUGCAACUUCUAA